Molecule: messenger RNA, 2393 nt
Organism: Neltuma alba
Lineage: Eukaryota; Viridiplantae; Streptophyta; Magnoliopsida; Fabales; Fabaceae
Product: serine/threonine-protein kinase Nek2
Exons: 15
Coding region: 327-2180 (617 amino acids)
Biological process (GO): protein phosphorylation
Molecular function (GO): protein serine/threonine kinase activity; ATP binding
Source: RefSeq, a predicted model, not a curated record
CACACGGACGCUCUCUCACCCCCACUAAUGCAUCGCUUGCUUUAAUAAACUGCAAUCUAAAUCUCCCCCCUUCCAUUUGUCGUCUUCUUCUUACUCUGCACGGGAAUGGCGAGAGAGCUUCUGCAACUUUAUCUGCUGCUGCUCCUCCUUCCUUCUCCACAACGGAGUCCUUUUGUUCUUCCUCUGCUCAUGUCCAAGUCUGCUUUCUCACAUCCGUCUUUCCCCGCCGCAUUUUAAAUUCCUCCGAUCUGUCUAAAUCCUCAUACCAAGGUGCUUUUCCCUCACUUUUGCGCUAUCUAUUGGAGGUAAAUUUUAUUAUUAAUCACAUGGAGCAGUAUGAAAUACUGGAGCAAAUUGGAAAAGGUGCUUUCGGCUCUGCUCUUCUUGUGCGGCAUAAGCAUGAGAAAAAAAAAUAUGUGCUGAAGAAAAUUCGCCUUGCUCGCCAAACUGAGCGGUCUCGUAGAUCUGCACACCAGGAGAUGGAGCUAAUCUCUAAAUUAAGAAAUCCAUUUAUCGUCGAAUAUAAAGACUCCUGGGUAGAAAAGGGGUGCUAUGUGUGCAUUAUUAUAGGUUAUUGUGAGGGCGGAGAUAUGGCAGAAGCUAUAAAAAAGGCUAAUGGUGAUUUUUUCCCUGAGGAGAAACUUUGCAAGUGGCUCGUUCAACUUCUUAUGGCCCUUGACUACUUGCACCUGAACCAUAUUCUUCAUCGUGAUGUCAAGUGUUCAAAUAUAUUUUUGACAAAAGAUCAAGACAUACGCCUUGGUGAUUUUGGACUUGCCAAAAUAUUGACUUCAGAUGAUCUUGCUUCCUCUGUUGUCGGAACUCCUAGUUACAUGUGCCCUGAGCUCUUGGCUGAUAUUCCUUAUGGUUCUAAAUCAGAUAUUUGGUCCCUGGGAUGCUGUAUAUAUGAAAUGGCAGCUCAUAAGCCUGCAUUUAAAGCAUUUGAUAUACAGGCACUAAUCAACAAGAUUAACAGGUCUAUAGUGGCUCCACUGCCAACAAAGUAUUCUGGUGCAUUUCGGAGUCUUGUUAAAAGCAUGCUGCGGAAAAAUCCUGAGCUUAGACCUAGUGCUGCGGAGCUGCUUGGACACCGGCAUCUUCAACCUUACAUUCACAGGAUCCAUUUGAAGCUUAAUAGCCCCAGGCGAAGUACACUACCAGUUCACUGGUCAGAAUCCAACUACAUGAAGAAAACUAGGUUUCUGGAGUCAGAAGAUGAUCCUGUUUCAAUAUACAGAGAUAAGCGACAUUCUUUUAGUAAUGAUCUGACUCUUAAUCCUAGCAUAUCUGGAGCUGAGCAAGAUUCUGCUUGCUCUACCCUAGAAAUCGAGUGUACUCCAGAUCAUUUGAAUCAAGGGUUGGCAGAGCUAUGUGUUGGAGAUAGCCUUGAGCUGAAGGCAGUCUGUAAACCUGUUGUUUCAAGGACAUCUUUCACCAAGGCUCCAAGACAUACCUCCGUAAAGGCUUCUGCCACCUCUAAGAAACCAGUGGAGCCCACAAAAAAGCGUGUGUCGCUUCCUACUCCACGCAAAGCCAGACAACCAAUCCAUACAACUCGCAGAGUAUCAUUUCCAUUACAUACGAGAAGUUCUGAUCAACACUCUCAUCAUGGGCCUGGUAUUGGUUUACUUAGCCAUAUAAAGUCGCCAGACAUUUCAGUAAACUCUCCUAGAAUUGAUAAGAUAGCUGAAUUCCCACUAGCAUCAUACGAGGAUCCACUUUUUCCCAUCUUUAGAACCCCACCCUCAGCCCAGGGUUCCUCAGGCUCUGCACCUUGUGGUGAUCGUUCAAUCAUGAAAGAUAGAUGCACGGUUCAGAUAAGAGCUUCUGUCAAGCAUCGAUUGACAGAUUCAUGGCAGGGAAUCAAGCUAAACACAUUUCGGGAAAAUGCCAAGGAUAAAAGUAGCUCCUCUGAUCAAAAUGCAACUGCUGGAGCAUCAAGCCAUGCCUCUUCAGACAUGCGCCGUGGGCGGUUUGACACUUCAUCAUACCAACAAAGGGCUGAAGCCUUGGAAGGGUUGCUUGAAUUUAGCGCAAGAUUGCUACAACAUGAAAGGUAUGAAGAACUAGGGGUUUUAUUGAAACCAUUUGGGCCAGGAAAGGUCUCUCCAAGAGAAACUGCUAUCUGGUUAAGUAAGAGCUUCAAAGAGAACACUCUCAACCGUGAAGAGUCCCUGUAAUCUGGUGUUUUGUGUGCGCUUUAGUCAGAGACCAAUUUGGAGCGUUUGUUUUUUUUUAAUCUUCCACACCAUGGUAGCAUUUAAACAACUUCUGAUCUUUGUAGGUUAUCAUUAACAGGUUUCUUCAUUCAGUUCUUUUGCGGAACCAUGUUAAUCCAAGUUUGCAAUCUGACAAAACGCACGAUUCCUGUCCGACAAUUGUUUUUGUGGUCA